Molecule: messenger RNA, 2864 nt
Organism: Durio zibethinus
Lineage: Eukaryota; Viridiplantae; Streptophyta; Magnoliopsida; Malvales; Malvaceae
Product: proline-rich receptor-like protein kinase PERK15
Biological process (GO): protein phosphorylation
Molecular function (GO): ATP binding; protein kinase activity
Source: RefSeq, a predicted model, not a curated record
CAACAAUAGUAGCAGUAACAGACAAUUAACUCCGCAUCUCUUUUUCAUUUUUUUCCGUUAUCUGAAAAGCUUCCAAGCAGGGCCGGGGCCACCAGCAUGUGCCAAAAAUACUACUAGUACGACUGCUUUCAAACUUGCUCAAGCUUAUUUUCUUACCAAAUCAAAUGCUUCAGUCGCCCGAAACCCAAUUAAUCUUUUUUUUUCUUUCAUUUUUUUUCUCCUUUUUUUCUUAAAAACUUCCCCCAGACAUUACUUUUUUUCACUAACUAAAACCUAAAACAGUUUUUAGUUUUUAGGUUUUUCACAGCCCUUCUCCUUUUUUUUAGAGACAAAAAUGUCAUCACCAUCACCAGGGGCUACCCCAGCCCCAACAUCACCGCCAUCAACCAAUACUUCAUCCCCACCGCCAGCAGCCGCCACAACUCCGCCGCCAACUAACACGCCCUCCCCACCACCCGCCAAUCCAUCUCCAUCUCCACCUCCAGCCACCCCAUCAGCUCCUCCGCCUUCAAACACCCCAUCCCCUCCUCCCUCUACGUCAUCACCUCCCCCUUCUUCCUCUACCUCCCCUCCGCCUCCUGCCACCACAUCUCCACCCCCAUCAUCAUCCAAUCCUUCCCCUCCGCCUCCUUCUACGUCAACCCCAUCGCCACCAAUCCCGAGAAGUCCGGGGACUUCAUCGCCACCACCAUCUUCGAGGAGUUCGGGGACUCCGUCUCCUCCCCCGCCGUCGUCUUCGUCUGAUUCGGGCAGUGGGGUGUCGACGGAACUGGUAGUGGGGAUAGCUAUAGGAGGAGUGGCGAUAUUGUUGGUUUUGAGUUUAUUGUUUAUAUGUUGUCAGAAGAAGAGGAGAAGAAGAGAUGAGGAAAGUUACUAUGUGCCUCCUCCACCUCCAAGGCCUAAAGAUGAUCCAUAUGGUGUCCAGCAGUAUCAGUGGCAACAAAAUCCUCCCCCGCGUGCGGAUCGAUGUGGUGCAGUGCCUCCAAAACCCAGUCCUCCACCAGUUACAGCAUGGCGACCUCCAUCUCCAGGACGCUCUCCUACACCUCCAAUGCCACCUUCUCCACCACCCCCACCUUUCAUGAGCAGCAGUGGAGGUUCUGGCUCUAAUUAUUCUGGUUCUGAAAACCCACUUCCACCACCCCCACCUGGUAUUGCAUUAGGUUUCUCAAAGAGCACAUUUACCUAUGAGGAAUUAGCAAGGGCAACAGAUGGCUUCUCAGAUGCAAACCUCCUUGGACAAGGUGGUUUUGGAUAUGUGCACAGAGGAGUUCUCCCAAAUGGGAAGGAAGUAGCAGUCAAGCAACUGAAGGCUGGAAGUGGGCAGGGGGAGAGAGAAUUUCAGGCUGAAGUUGAGAUUAUCAGCCGUGUUCAUCACAAACAUCUUGUCUCACUGGUUGGAUACUGUAUCUCUGGGACAACAAGAAUGCUUGUUUAUGAGUUUGUUCCAAACAAUACUUUGGAGUUUCACUUGCAUGGAAAGGGGCGACCAACCAUGGAUUGGCCAACUAGGAUGAAAAUUGCUUUAGGAUCUGCGAAAGGACUGGCAUAUCUUCAUGAAGAUUGUCAUCCUAAGAUCAUUCAUCGUGAUAUUAAGACGACUAAUAUUCUUUUGGACUUCAAGUUUGAGGCAAAGGUUGCUGAUUUUGGUCUGGCAAAGUUUUCUUCUGAUGUCAACACACAUGUCUCCACCAGGGUGAUGGGUACUUUUGGGUAUUUGGCUCCUGAGUAUGCUUCAACUGGAAAACUCACGGACAAAUCAGACGUUUUCUCCUUUGGGGUCAUGCUUUUGGAGUUGAUUACCGGACACAGACCCGUUGGCUCUUCUAAUAUGGAAGACAGUUUGGUGGACUGGGCUAGGCCUUUGCUCACAAGAGCUUUGGAUGAUGGAAACUUUGACAGUCUGGUUGAUCCAAAGUUACAAAAGGAAUAUAACCACAAUGAGAUGGGUCGCAUGGUUGCUUGUGCUGCUGCUUGCGUGAGACAUUCAGCACGACGUCGACCACGAAUGAGCCAGAUAGUCCGUGCUUUAGAAGGAGAUGCAUCAUUGUCUGAUCUCAAUGAAAGAAUGAGACCUGGACACAGCAAUGUUUACAGCUCUUAUGGAAGCUCAGACUAUAACACAAGCCAAUACAAUGAAGACAUGAAAAGGUUCAGGAGGAUGGCAUUGGGCUCGCAGGAAUAUGGUGCUAGUAGUGAGUACAGUGAGCCCACCAGCGAAUAUGGUUUAUACCCUUCUGGCUCAAGCAAUGAAGGCCAAACGACCCGGGAAAUGGAGAUGGGAAAGAUGAAGAAGAAUAGCCAAGGCUUUAGCGGAAAUUCAACCUCUUGACGAUAAUAUUGCCACAUUUCUUUGUAAAGGCCCCAUUCCUUUUCUUUUUCAUACUAUGACUUGGAUGUCGCAGUGAUUGCAAAAACUGGCGUGUUUUUUCAUGAGAUAACACACAAAUUUUUAUCCCUAUAAUUUUUUAAAUCAAGGGUUUUUGAUUGAUUUGUAUUUAUUAGUGAUUCACAAAAAGUAAAUAAUGGAUUCAUUUUGGUAGAUUAUUUUUAUUUGUUGCGUAAAUGUUAAUAUCAAUUUGGUUUGCUGAGACCUUACUUUCUACAUUGAUUUGUUGUUAAUUUUUUCCUGUCAGCAUGCUUGGAUUCCUUUGUUCGGUGGGUGACAUUAGAACCUAGCUAGCUUGUUAGCAUUUAAAUCAAGUUUCCAGCUAGGACUCACCAUCUUUUUUUUCUGACAAAGAAAAACCAAAUCUAAGGCUUAAAUGUCACGCUCACUUAACUAGAAACGGGAUAGAUUCAGUUCAUGCUGUCACGUUCCAUUACAGAAAUUAUUGAAAACGAGAAAAGUGGCCAGCACUUUG